AUGUGUAGUGAGCAUUUCUCUUCAUUACUUUACCGUGUAAUGUCAGAUUUCUGCUCAGUCUGAUCUGCUGGAGAAGGAGGGAUGUGUGAGGAGGAACGGAGAGGCAGGACAGUCAUGAGUAGCAGUCCUUCAGGAACACCAGUCUGAGAAACACCAUUUCAAGCAGACUUUACUCAGGUAAUUUCCUGGUGAGAAUCAAUGAUCCAGUACAACUGCUCGUCUCCAGACUCGCUGUACGCCGCUGUGAAUGCGUCAUGGUGCUCCACCAGAGAGGACGAAUGUCACAACAGAACAGCGAGCCAGUCGGACCUCUGUCUGAGCCGCAGCGCUUACCUGGAGAAGUACCUGGGCCCUUGCCGUUCACCCUUCUUCCUGCCCAUGUGCGUCACUUACCUGCUCAUCUUUGUAGUCGGCGUGCUGGGCAACAGCCUGACUUGUAUAGUCAUCGCCCGUCACCGCGUGAUGCGCACAACCACAAACUAUUACCUGUUCAGCUUGGCCAUUUCUGACCUCCUCGUGCUGCUGCUGGGUCUCCCGCUGGAGCUAUAUGAUCUCUGGAGCAACUAUCCCUUUCUGUUCGGCGUCGCUGGCUGCUACUUCAAAACCUGCCUGUUCGAGACGGUCUGCUUUGCGUCUGUGCUCAACGUGACCGCCUUGAGCGUCGAGCGCUACAGAGCGGUGGUGCAUCCUCUGCAGGCCAAACACGUGGUGACGCACGCUCAUGCCAAGCGCGUUAUCCUCGUGCUCUGGGCCGUCUCACUGUUGUGUGCCUUGCCCAAUACCAGUCUGCAUGGUGUGGAGACAUUUAAGCCCCGUUUUGGACUCACAUUCCCCGAUUCGGGGGUCUGUACCGUGGUGCACGAUAGGUGGAUCUACAACUUGCUGGUGCAGGUGACGGCGCUGCUCUUCUUCAUCCUGCCGAUGCUGACCAUCACUGUGCUGUAUGUGCUGAUCGGCCUGCAGCUGCAUCAAGAACGGGACUGUUUUGAUUCAAAGAUCGGGCUCAAUCAGGAUGGUGUACAGAGGGCACGUCAUCGGCAAGUCACAAAAAUGCUCUGUGCAUUGGUGAUUGUGUUUGGGAUCUGCUGGGCCCCGUUUCACAUCGAUCGUGUCAUGUGGAGCUACAUUGAUGACUGGACUGCAGAGAACCACCAUGUCUUCGAGUACGUGCAUCUUCUUUCUGGUGUCUUCUUCUACUUGAGCUCAGUGGUCAAUCCCAUCCUGUAUAACCUCAUGUCUUCACGCUUCAGAGAAAUGUUCCGUGAGGUGGUGUGUCAAAAAGACCAUCGUCAGCUCUCAAUAAGUAAGGUCACAUUACGUAGUGUUGUUUCUGCCUCUUUUUCUGCCUCCAAUUCGGUCUCAUUUUCUGUCAAAUUCAACCCUCGUGGGCUGCCACACACCCUGUAGUUAUUUUACUCAAAUACUAUCAUUCAUAGUUGCGCUGUCAAAGUAUUCAAUGCUGUGUAUACAAUUACAUUAAUGAGUGCUCAUGUAAUCAUGUUAAUAUUCAGAGAU
Molecule: messenger RNA, 1515 nt
Organism: Sinocyclocheilus grahami
Lineage: Eukaryota; Metazoa; Chordata; Actinopteri; Cypriniformes; Cyprinidae
Product: neuromedin-U receptor 1-like
Exons: 3
Coding region: 199-1407 (402 amino acids)
Biological process (GO): neuropeptide signaling pathway
Cellular component (GO): plasma membrane
Molecular function (GO): neuromedin U receptor activity
Source: RefSeq, a predicted model, not a curated record